Molecule: messenger RNA, 1481 nt
Organism: Pistacia vera
Lineage: Eukaryota; Viridiplantae; Streptophyta; Magnoliopsida; Sapindales; Anacardiaceae
Product: glucose-induced degradation protein 8 homolog
Exons: 7
Coding region: 275-922 (215 amino acids)
Biological process (GO): cytoskeleton organization; cell surface receptor signaling pathway
Cellular component (GO): cytoplasm
Molecular function (GO): protein binding
Source: RefSeq, a predicted model, not a curated record
AAAAUUUUGAUACAUCACUGUACGCAUAUAAGGACGGCAAGGAGAGUGGACGGCACGUGUAGUAUCGCAGCGGAGACACUAACUGUUGGGGAUCGGAUAUCUCCUUGUCCCACUCUGCUUCGCUCAAGAUAUCCAAACUAUCCUAAACCUCCAUUAUUUUCGAUCAUCUCCUCUCUUCAAGCUAUUGAGUUACCCAUUUAGGGCUCACCACACAACCAAUCAAUCUAUAUAAUUUCCGAACCAACCAACAUUCAAUUUGAUUAACCGCUCGAUCAUGGACGUCGAUCCUCGUCACUACGAAAAUAUUGCCAUCAAUGACAAUGACAUCCACAAUAUUGUCCUAUCUUAUCUUGUGCAUAAUUGCUAUAAAGAAACUGUGGAUUCAUUCAUUUCCUGUACUGGGAUGAAGCAGCCUGCUGAUUGUCUUGAGGACAUGGAGAAAAGGAAAAGUAUUCUUCACUUUGCAUUAGAAGGGAAUGCACUCAAGGCCGUUGAAUUAACAGAACAACUGGCAGACGACUUACUAGAGAAAAAUAAGGACUUGCAUUUUGAUCUUCUGAGCCUACAUUUUGUUGAGCUUGUCAUCUCUAGGAAAUGCACAGAAGCUUUGGAAUUUGCACAAACCAAGUUGACCCCUUUUGGGAAGGUUCAAAAAUAUGUUGAAAAACUUGAAGAUUUUAUGGCUCUGCUUGCUUAUGAAGAACCAGAGAAAUCCCCAAUGUUUCAUUUGCUUAGUUUGGAAUAUCGGCAGCAUGUUGCAGAUAGCUUGAACCGGGCAAUUCUUGCACAAGCAAACUGUCAAAGCUAUGCAGCAAUGGAAAGGCUCAUACAACAGACAACAGCAGUCAGACAGUGUUUAAAUCAAGAGCUCAGCAAGGAUGGGCUUCCUCCAUUCUCUCUGAAGGAGUUUCUCAACAGUUGAGUGGUUGAAGUAUUUUGAGCUUUGCUAGCUAGGUACCACGAAGGCUCAUGUCUUGUUGCCAAUUUGGUUUGUUGUAUAUGAUAUGGUCAUGGAUAGACAGUAUCAUUUGUGCCUAACUGUAAAAGUUGUGGGGCUGGCUGUCUCAUGUCCUCGUUUGUUGCUACGGGCCUGCGGAGGCAUGCUUCUCAUGAUUGGCCAGAAGGAAAGUAAAGCUGACUGCUGAGUAUAACUCUGCAGCAGAUUGGUUGUUUUAGUGCUUUAGUUGAUCCAAGGUCUGGCUUGUAUAUUGUUGCUUGAUUUGCUCGUUAGGAAUUAAGAUUAAUUUGUAAUUUAAUGUCAGUUUUUUAUUUGACAGAACCUAGGAAUUACAGUUAUUAUGUUGUUUAAUGAAAGUUUUUCCUUCGCUAUCUCUAGUGCUGAAGCAGUGUUGAAAAGUAAAGAUUAUGUAUCUGACUUCAGUCUCACUAUAAAAAGCCUAAAGAAAUUUGUCUGUAACAUUUAUCUCAGAACAAAAAGUUACUGAGUGGUUUAUAAAUAUAUUCAUGUAUAAGUGUGUAAU